Cyprinodon tularosa is the source of this 3114-nucleotide messenger RNA. It is a transcript of the gene wipf1b, whose product is annotated as WAS/WASL interacting protein family, member 1b. The coding region runs from base 299 to 1873 and encodes 524 amino acids. Gene Ontology annotation, molecular function: actin binding. The record is from RefSeq and is a predicted model, not a curated record. NCBI's taxonomy places the organism in Eukaryota, Metazoa, Chordata, Actinopteri, Cyprinodontiformes, Cyprinodontidae. The transcript is spliced from 10 exons.
CCAGUGUAUGCAGGGCUCUGGCUGAGGGGCCCGCCUGCUGCCGCUUCUCCUCUGCAGACUUCAGGAUUGGCUGCGCUCUGCUUCUCAUCUCCACCGCAGGAUACUGACGGUCCAUGGAGGAUUAUUAGCCGAUCCAGUCUUUAUCAGCUGCAUGUGGCUGCUGUUUGCAUUUUGCCUUUUUAUGAGGAAUGAACUGAGGUGCUGCUUCUACUGUCUUCUGAAUAUACUGCUAAUUCUUCUAUGGACACAGAUUGAAGGGCAGAGUCCAGUGCAGAUAGAGUCCAGCUAAGAGCAGAAGAUGCCAGCCCCACCUCCCCCACCUCCCCCUGGGCCUCCCCCUCCUCCCACUUUCGCUGUUGCUAACACAGAGAAGCCCAAUCUGAACCGAUCAGAGCAGUUGGGACGGGGGGCUCUUUUGUCCGAUAUUUGCAAAGGCGCUAGGCUAAAGAAAGCCGUUACAAAUGACCGCAGCGGACCUCUUUUGGACAGCAAACCAAAAGGAGGUGGUGGAGGAGGAGGAGGUGGUGGAGGAGGAGGAGGAGGAGGAGGAGGAGGAGGUGGUGGUGGUGGUGGAGGAUUUGGCGGCGGGUCUCCUGCUGGUUUAGGGGGCCUGUUUGCAGGAGGGAUGCCCAAACUGAGGUCUGCAGCAAACAGAGACAACGAGUCUGGACCCAGUCGAGGACCUCUUCUCCCUCCAGGAGGCCGUUCUGGUGGACCCAGCCCUUUCGGUGGCGGCGGCAGUCCGUCUGGACCCCCCAAACUGCCAGGUGCUCCUCCUGUUCCUCGUGGCGGGGCCCCUGAUCUCCCUAAAGGCCGUCCAAGUUUCUCAUCCAGACAAGACACUCCAGGUGGACCCCCUCCCCCGGUACCCAGCACACCCAGACCACCCCAGAGCCACUCGUCUCGUGGGGGCCCCCCUCCACCAUCUCUACCUGGAGGACCAAGGCCCAGUCAUGGCAGCGCACCGUCGCCACCCAGCGUACCUCCAGCGAGACACGCAGCCUUUCCUCCCCCACCAGGGGGCUCCUCUGGGCCUCGGUCGAACUUCUCCGCGCCUCCUCCCCCGCCUUCAAACAGCAGCCGACCUCCAUUACCUCCAGCUCCAGGAGGGAGGCCCCCGCUUCCUGACGACCGACCUCCUCCACCACCAGCUCCUGGGGGUAAUCGACCGUCGAUGCCCCGCGACAUGCCCCCUCCGCCCCCAUCUGUCAACUCCAAACCCUCUUCCUCGCCUUCCUCAUCCGGUCGCUCCUCAUCCGGAGGGGGGGUGCCCCCUCUGCUACCGGGACGGCCGGGCCCUCCUCCUAUCCCACCCAGCCAGGGAGGAGGGGAUGAUCAGAACACACCUCGACUGCCUCAGAGGAACAGCUCGCUCAACAGCCAUGCUCCGGCUCCCCCUCCUGGCCGAUCAGGACCCCUCCCUCCUCCUCCAAAUGAGAGACCGCCAUCUGUUGGAAGGAACCAGCCCUCUCCACGCUCAGGUCCUCUUCCUCCUCCGCCUCCUUCAGGUCGCAACAUGGGCGGAGGCAGCAUCAGGUCAUCGCCUGCACCGCCUCCUGUCGGUCGGCCAGGGCCGGAGCCUCCUCGUGGAGGGCAUGGGGGGCGACCUCUCCCGCCACCAGACAGACCCGGGCCUGGAGGGGCUCUUCCACCUCCACCACCUAUAGGAAAUGGAUUCCAGAACUCUCACCACAACCAAAUGCAAGAUGAGUUUGAGUACAGAUUCACUUUUCAUCCAGUGUCGGACUUUCCUCCGCCCGAUCCCUAUGUACCCUUCCAGAAGAUUUACCCCAGCAAGAUUUCCAAGAAUGAGAGCAAAGGUCCUGGUAAAAAGGAGCGAGGAGCUCCUCCCCUUCCUCCAAUACCCAGGUGAAGAAAAGAUGGCCUCCAUCACAACACUUGGUCCUACCACCUCUUCUUUUCUUCCUAUUUCUCAGUUACGCUCAUUGCUCUUUGACCGCAUGCAUGUCGAUCAUGUGAGAAUCGCAAAAGAGGGGAAAAAAGGACCUUCAGUCUUGUGGAGUUUACAUCAUGUGGCUCUGCAGCAGGGAACUGGGGAUCUGCAAGGAGCCAAAACUGUUUAUAUUGUGGUACAACUGUGUUCUGGAGAAAAUGCUUUCUUUAUUUUUAAAGUUUACAACCAUGCUAUUUCUGGAGGAUGUGUUUGGUGUCAAAAUGCUCAAAAUCAGAUCCAUCUUAUCUGUUUUUUUGUUUUCUUAAUCAAAUAAAAUUUAGCCCAUUUCCUUUUUUUCAGGCAAUACAACAACUGAUUUGUAUAUUUUUAUAGUUUUAUAAAAAAGCCAAGCCUUUUGAGAAGAACAAAGAUACUGAUCUUUGUGCUCUCAUAAAGGGAAUUACCUUGUUUAUAUCAAAAUUUUCAUUUUGGUUGAAACAGUAGAAUUAAAUGCUGUAUAACUGUCUGAACAUUUCAGAUAAACAAUCAAGGUGGCUUAGAUACAGCAACAGUACAAAAGAUGGACAUUAAGCUGUCUCUCCCUUUCAGAAGAUGCAUGCUUUCUAUGCCAAAGCCAUGUGUGCCUUCACAGCAUGAAUGUAGACUUUCCUUUUUUUUACCAACCAGUUUUUCUCUGCUGGAACCUCUUAGCGGUACGUUUUAAUUGAUUAUGCAAGGAUGUUCAGCUCGAUGUGCUUUAAAGGACAUUUCCGUGGGGUUAUUGCAGCAUCCAUGUGCAGUCACGCUAAAUAUUGUGUUUCUGUUUUUUUUUUAAGUUCUCUUGUUGCACAGCAAAGAGUCAGUGGAUGUAUCUAUGAUUUAACCAGCUGAUACUGGAUUAUGGGAUAAGUUAUGAUUGCAGUAUUAGGUUUGCUUUUAUGUUCUGCUUUGUUUUUUGUUAAAUAUUUCUGUAAGGCAAUCGUACAAUAGUAAAACUAUUUACUUUAAAAAGGCUUUAAAAUGCUUUACUUAAAAAUACUUUGAGUUAAAAGGAGGGCAGGGGGAUUUUAUUGAGUUAUGCAUCAGUUUCCUAAGCAAUAUGACUUUUGGAAACGGAUAGGACACGGUGAACUGAGGUGUCUACAAGAUAAACCAGAUUUUAUCACAUUAACCAUAUUAUUCAUUUACAUCACUGUGCAAUAAAAAGGACAUUAAAUGUA